AUGACAAGCCCCAAGCCGCGCGUGCUGCUGUGCGCCAGUGGCAGCGUGGCGACUGUGAAGGUGCCGGAGAUUGCUGUACGUCUGGCAGAGACUUGUGAGGUGUGUCUGGUGCUUACCCAGUCGGCCGAGUUCUUCCUGCAACGUGCCAAUGACUACAACGUGACGGCUUGGAACGAGUUCAUUGCUGAAACAGACUUGACAGGUAGUAAUGAUGGUCUCAUUGAAAUCGUUCGCGAUGCGGACGAGUGGCGAACGUGGCAGGUUGUGGGGGACAGUGUACGCCACAUUGAGUUGAAAGACUGGGCCGACGUGAUGUUGCUGGCGCCGUUGUCAGCGAAUACACUCGGAAAGCUUGCAAAUGGCUUGGCGGACAAUCUCUUAACGUGCGUCGCGCGUGCUUGGAACAUGACCAAACCCUUUGUAUACGCACCUGCGAUGAAUGCGGACAUGUGGAAUCAUCCCAUCACAGCAAAACAGCUUCGAGUGCUGGAUGAGUUUGGCUACAAGAUGGUGCCGCCUGUGGAAAAGAAAUUGGCCUGCGGCGUAAUUGGAAAUGGUGGUCUUGCAACAGUCGACAGCAUCGUCGCCUGUGUGCUUGAACAGAUCAGCCACACGUCUCUUGUCACCUCGUAA
Peronospora matthiolae is the source of this 633-nucleotide messenger RNA. The record is from the annotation of a GenBank genome assembly. NCBI's taxonomy places the organism in Eukaryota, Oomycota, Peronosporomycetes, Peronosporales, Peronosporaceae.